GAUACAAACAAACAGACAGACAAGCCAAAUUUAUAUAUAGAUAUAGAUGAAAAUACAACAACAAAAUUUUAUUCCAGAAAAUGCUGAAAAGCAAUAAAUGGGGAAAAUAUUUGGAGAUGUUCUGAAAAUGAUUUAACACCUCCUCAAGAUGGGAAAUACAUUAUGUACAGAUAUAAAAGCUUGGGAACCUAGGAAUAAAUAUGGACAAACCAUCUAUGUUGUCGAAGGAAGAAGUCCUUCCCCCUCUGAAAUCCAAGGAUGGGAUGAUAUUCCUAUAGUUAUACUUCAGCAUAUUCUGAAGUAUUUGCAUUUGGAAGAUCUGAAGACAUUUCGCCAAGUUAGUUCAACCAUGAGAAGAAGAAUUGAUAAAAUUAACAACUCCUUCACAAAUUGGACAUUAGGGGACAUCAAACUAGAGGAAUUCAGUAAAUUCUCCAGAGAUGUCUCCAAAAUUAAAGAAGUGGAAGUUGAAAGUUUGAUGGGGGAUACAAGAGACUGUGAUGAAAGUGUAAAGUGUUUAGUGGAGAGACAUCCCGAAAUAGAAUCAAUUAAAAUUGGAGUUCUUUAUGGAAAUCUGAACAGGAUAUCUGACGAAGGACUUCAAGCCAUCUUGACGUUGAAACAUCUAAAGACAGUAAAAUUGUACAACACUGGUAUAACAGGGGAAGGUGUUGAUGACCUUUUAAUUUCAGCUUUGAACAUUCAAACCUUUGGGAUUAUCAACUGUCAUGGAUUGACAGAUGAAGGGCUGGCGGAGGUUCUCAGAGUUAUAGGGGUAAAUCUUGAGCGGUUAUAUCUUCGCUCAACUGGUAUUUCUGGAGAAUACAACUUCCCUGCUACAUUUCCCAAUAUAUUGGAGCUGAAUCUGUUUUACUGCUGGAAUCUCUCAGACAGAGGUCUUUGCAUAUUUCUGAAGAAGUGUGGUCCUAAACUCAAGCAGUUAGACUUGGGAUGUAACAACUUCACAGGCGAGAGCCUUGCAGAGUUUAGUGGCUCUUUUCCCAAAGUAGAAAAGCUGAAUCUGGAAUAUUGCAUGCACUUGACAGAUAGCGGACUUUGUAACAUACUGACAAUAUUUGGCAACUCCUUGAAAUAUCUGGAUCUAAACACUACGCCCAUUACUGGAGAAGGAUUAUCAGAGUUCAGAUUAACUCUGUCAAACCUACAAAGGCUUGAUUGUUAUGGCUGUAGGUCUCUGACAGAUAAAGGGUUGUGUGAAAUAUUCCGUAUUUGUGGCGGUUCUUUGUCCGCCUUAAAAGUGCUCCACACAUCAGUGUCGGGAGAAGGCCUUUCAGAAUUCCAGGACAGUCUUCCAAACAUUACUAAACUGGAUUUUUCCUGUUCAAAUUUAACAGACCAGGGAUUGAUUGAGCUCUUUCGAAUCAGCGGAAAUAAUCUUAAAACCUUAGAUAUUCAAGAGACUAAAAUCACUGGCGAAGGACUCGCUAAAUAUGACUCAACUGAUCUCAGCAUUGAGCAACUUAAUUUGCUCUGGUGUGAAAGUUUAACUGACAGAGGCCUUAAUGAAUUUCUCCGACUUUUCAGUCACAGUUUAAAGCUGCUGAACAUAGGCUACACAAGUCUAACAGGGAAGUUUCCCUUCAAAGGUACAAUGGCGAACAUAGUCAAGUUGGACUUGUCAGGCGAGUCUAUCAGAGACAAGGUUCUCUUCAAGAUGUUGGCAGCUAGUGGACCCAAUCUUAGAUACUUAGACCUUAGAUCUUCUCACGUUACAUGUGAAGGCUUGACAGCCUAUGACACAAAUAUGUCCUCUAUUGUUGAAAUUAAUCUCUCUCACUGCAAAUACAUCACAAACAAAGGUCUAUUUGAGGUAAUGGAGUUAUGCAAGGACAGCCUUCACUACCUGGAUAUAAGCAACACAAUAGUGUCUCUGGAUGGAAUAGGGAAGUUUCAAGCUAACCUUAAUACUUUAGAAGAACUAAAUUUGUCUGGCUGUGAAAAGAUAAACGACCAAAAGUUGAAUGAACUGCUGCGUAUAUCUGGUGACGCUUUAAAGCGUCUGCUCCUAGAUGGAACAAGCAUUUCAAACAAGUACAAAGUAGAAAUAAGUGAGAAAUAUCCAGAUGUAUCUAUAUCAUAAGUUCUAAUGCAGGAUAACCAGAUCACCAUAUUUUUAUCAUAGAAUUUUUAUUUUUCAAUAGUCAUAUGUUACAGAAA
This is a messenger RNA of Eurytemora carolleeae, 2178 nucleotides long. Its product is annotated as F-box/LRR-repeat protein 4. Gene Ontology annotation, biological process: SCF-dependent proteasomal ubiquitin-dependent protein catabolic process. The record is from RefSeq and is a predicted model, not a curated record. Gene Ontology annotation, molecular function: protein binding. Gene Ontology annotation, cellular component: SCF ubiquitin ligase complex. The transcript is spliced from 5 exons. The coding region runs from base 149 to 2101 and encodes 650 amino acids. Lineage: Eukaryota; Metazoa; Arthropoda; Copepoda; Calanoida; Temoridae.